UGAUAUGUAAAGUCGUCGCCUUCCUUCCCUCCUUCCUCUAAUAGUCACAUCUCUCUCCUCUCCCGAUCCAGAUCCAUUCCUCUCUUCCUCGAUCUGGUCAAACACAACACAAACAAUGUCAUCCUCCUCCUCCUCCACCUACGCCACGAGCAGCCUCGUCAUAGGCUACGCACUCUGCUCCAGCCUCCUCGCCGUCAUCAACAAGUUCGCCAUCACCUAUUUCAACUACCCCGCCCUCCUCACCUCCCUCCAAUACCUAACCUCCACCCUCGGCGUCUACCUCCUCGGAAAGCUAGGGCUCCUCCACCACGACGCCUUCACGUGGGACACAGCCAAGAAGUUCCUCCCCGCAGCCGUCGUAUUCUACCUAGCGAUAUUCACCAACACGAACCUUCUACGUCACGCUAACGUCGAUACCUUCAUCGUGUUUCGAUCUUUAACGCCGUUACUCGUCGCGAUCGCGGAUACCGUUUUCCGUUCCCAGCCGAGGCCUUCGAAACUCACGUUUUGUUCGUUGCUAGUGAUCCUCGCGGGCGCGGUUGGUUACGUGGCGAAUGACUCUGCUUUUACGUUAACGGCUUAUUCUUGGGCCUUGGCUUAUCUCGUUACGAUUACGACCGAGAUGGUUUAUAUUAAACAUAUGGUUUCGAGUCUUGAAUUGAAUACUUGGGGGUUUGUUUUGUAUAAUAAUCUAUUGUCGUUGAUGAUUGCGCCGAUCUUUUGGUUUCUAACGGGGGAGUACACGGAUGUUUUCACGGCGGUUAAUGCUAACGGAGGGAGUUUGUUUGAGCCGGUUGCGUUUUUCGCGGUCGCGUUGUCUUGUGUGUUUGGGUUUCUCAUUAGUUUCUUUGGGUUUGCUGCUAGGCAGGCUAUCUCCGCGACGGCUUUUACUGUGACUGGGGUUGUUAACAAGUUUUUGACUGUGGUGAUUAAUGUUUUGAUUUGGGAUAAGCAUGCGAGUCCUGUUGGGUUGGUUUGUCUUCUUGUUACGAUCUGUGGUGGUAUUGGUUAUCAGCAGUCUGUGACUGUGGCUAAGAAACCGAGUGAUGGUGUGUCUCAAGUGAUGAACGAUGGUGAGAAGGUUGAUGAAGAGUCGGUGGAGUUGAUUCCGGGGAAAGUGGCUACUAAUGUAUGAGAUCGAGAGGUUCUGUUUUGUAACAGAGGUUUAGCAUUUCAAUAUUCUACAUUUGAAGAGGUUUUGUUCUAGUGACUUUGUAUGGUUUCUAGCCUCUUAUAGUAUCAUUUUUGUAAACCUGUUACUCUCAUUUUGCUAUCCAUUAAUACAAACUAGACUUUGACCCGCGCGCCUGCGCGGAUAUAUUAUUAUUUUGUAAACUUCAAAUUUAAUUAAAAUGUAUAUAUA
This is a messenger RNA of Eruca vesicaria subsp. sativa (arugula), 1363 nucleotides long. The record is from the annotation of a GenBank genome assembly. Lineage: Eukaryota; Viridiplantae; Streptophyta; Magnoliopsida; Brassicales; Brassicaceae.